This is a messenger RNA of Scylla paramamosain (green mud crab), 4142 nucleotides long. RefSeq lists its product as uncharacterized. The record is from RefSeq and is a predicted model, not a curated record. The transcript has 13 exons. The coding region runs from base 51 to 1928 and encodes 625 amino acids. Gene Ontology annotation, biological process: proteolysis. NCBI's taxonomy places the organism in Eukaryota, Metazoa, Arthropoda, Malacostraca, Decapoda, Portunidae. Gene Ontology annotation, molecular function: serine-type endopeptidase activity.
GGAGUGCAACUGUGAGCGAUCAAAGCGUCACGGCACCUCGCUGGAGCAACAUGGCUUCGAGGCGGUGUUUGCGUCUACCUGCUGCUGCUGUGGUGGUGGCGGUGUUAGUGGCGGCGGCGGCAAUGGUGGCGGUGGAGGCGGCGGAGGAUGAGGAGGUGGGAGGGAAGACUGUGCGAAUCUCAAGCCUCCCCAGUCUUCCUAACCUGGUGAUAGAACACAGACCUCUGUUUGGCCUCUUCAGUAACGCCGAGGAGGCAGCAAAGGUAGCGACUUGCGGGGAUUCCAGUGAGGCGGCCCAGACUGUGUGGCAGAGUUAUCAGUACCCCGAGUGGCAGGCUGACAUUGCCGGACUGUGCACUCUCACCUACACACCGCCUGCGGACUCCUGUGGCCUGAGGGUACACUUCGUAGAUCUGUACCUGGCUUCCCCGCUGCCCUCCCUCCACGCCUCCUGCUCCCACAACGCACCGUCAUUCAAGGUGCACUACAACGGCGCCAUCACCUCCGCCAUCUGCAGUGACGCCACGGGAUAUGAAGCUAUCCUGGAGUUGGACCCCGAGGUGAGCCAGCCGCUGGAGUUCGUGCUACAGCUGGAUACAGAGACUGAUUACAGGUUCCGAGUCAACCUUACCGCUGUGGCCUGCUCUGACAUACACGCCUACCAGUCUCCUAACACUUGCGGGAUCAAGAACUCUCAAGCGAUUCUCGAUGCUGGAUACGAGACGGUCAGGAACAUAGACCCCACGGAGGGAGAGAGGGAGGUGGUGAAGGAAGAGGCUCAGGCAGAGGAGGAGGAGAAGAGACGUGUGCAGGUGGAAGAGAAGGAGGAGGAUAAGUCACACCGCCAAGAAAAGGAGAUGUGGGAAGUUGAGGAAGAGGAUCUGUGGGAUGAAGAAGGGGAGGGUCAGAGAGAGCCACGUCAGCGCAGGAAAAAUAGCCGUAAGAAGGAAGCGAUGGUGAAGAAGCUGCGGAAGAAAACUGAUAUUCUCUCGCAAGCCUUAGCUUCCGGAAUUGAGGCAGGUGUCGUCGGUCUUACAAACGAGGAACGCCUUCGCCGCCAGUCGUGGAAGGAGACCGCUCCCAGCAUCUGGCCCUGGAUGGUGGGCAUCGAGAGGAAAGUGCUGCGGAACGUCGGGAUCUCUGAUAAGCCGCAGAUGGACCGCUCAGCCUCCAAACGGUGCACGGGCGUCUUGCUUGACCAUUCCCACGUGCUUACCGCGGCCUCCUGCGUCCUGCCUACCGACAGGACCAAGGCAGUGAGAGUGAAGGACUUGAGAGUGGUGGUGGGACAGCAGGACCACGCCUCCACCUCCUCUUCCUCCUCCUCCUCGACUGCCUCUAGCCGCACGGGGACGCAGCAGCAUCACGACACAAAUAGUCUUGGGGUUUCCAGGGUCUCCUUCCCUCUCAAAUACAACCCGGACCUCCGCAGCGACAACCUGGCAGUCCUCACCCUCGAGAACUCCAUAGGUUACAGCACGAGGGCCCGGCCGGUGUGUCUGCCAGUGCGGUACAACAGGUUCCCGCGUAACAAUGGCUUCGUGUCUGGAUACAUGAAGGAAUCGGGGAGUAAGAGAAGAGGAAACCAACGCUCCUCAUCCAGUACACUUGUGGAGGCUGAUCUCAAUGUGCUGAGCCGGAGUGAGUGUUCUGAGAGACUCUCCAACCUGCCGUACCCGAGUCAGCGCCUGCAGCAGACAAUGGGGAGCCAGGAGCUGGUGUGCACGCGGGGGAUACGCACUCGCACCGCUCCACUCUGCCAGCUGGAGACAGGGGCUCUGCUCAUCAGGAAAGAUCGCGGUCAACUUCACUACCUCGCGGGCGUGAUGGGCGGCGAGGAGCAAUGCGGCGUGGACUUCCCCAAUGUGUUCAGUGAGGUACCGCUGUCCUCCACCUUCCUCAACCUCGCACUCGCUCCCCACACCUGAAUAUCCUGGGAAACGACUCUCCGUUCAUCACUCCGUCGCUCUCUCUUUCCCUUCACGUCGAUGUCUCCUCCAUCUAUAAUGCACGUAUUCUGAAACGCUUUGCUCUCUCAAUGCGACUAUUUCAAGGGUUACAAACAUGAUUAACUAGAUUAUUAGGCGUGUUUUUUUUUUUUUUUUCUUAAUAAUGUAGAACUCUUGUUGGUUUGUCAUUAGAACUAUAAAAUACUUUAAAAACCCAAACUUCAACUAGAGCCUUUUGAAUGUAGUAGAGAUGCGGCGCAGAAGUGUUUCAGAAUACAGUCCGAAGUCUCGAGUCGUCAUGAAUUCCUCCUCGUCGUCGUGCUGUCUGUGUACAAAAUAGCGAUUAGGUUCAUAGAACUAUAAGUACAUGAAUAAUAUAUAUGAAAACGUAGAUAACUAAGUAAAUCAUUGGUAUUAUAUAGCUUAGUAGUAAUACAUAAUUAUUAUAUUAGGCGUGUAUCUCAGCAGAUGUACAGUCGUGGUCACAAUUAAGUAACAUUCAGCAUUCACUCCCUCUGUUUUGUGUUUUCCCUCAGUCGUAAGUCCUUUGAUCUGCUGGCAAUUACAAAACUUUUUUUUAGUGUAAAGGGGAGACAUUAAAACACAAUGAAGUGAAUGCGCUGUGUUACUCGAUUACAACCGGAUGGUACAGUCAAUAACAUAAGAGAAGCUGGAAGAAGCCAGUAGACCUGCACGUGGCAGUUCCUGUAUAAAACACAUACCAGUAUCCAUCUAUCAUCUCCAUCCAUAAACUUAUCUAAUCUCUCAAAGUUCCCCAUUGACGCUGCACGAAUAACCUGAUGACAAUCCAUUCCAGUCACUUGCCACUUUAAAUGAGAACCAGUCCCUUCACUUUUUUUUUUUUUCCAGACUCAUAGAAUCCAUUACUUCUUGUCCUAUCCUGAUUACUAACCCCAAGGAUCUUGCCAAUGUCACCCUUUGUUACGAGUAUAUUCCCUGGCACACAUAAACAACUCUAUCAGAUUUACCAUGCAUAGAAUAAGUUACUAAAAUUUUCAACGAAACAGAUCUCGAGGUUAUUAAAGAAUCAAGACGUUACGUACAACACCAACCACGGGCAACAUGUAAAGCUCCAAACACACAGAAAGAGGUUUAUUUAACAGCAUUAGACUCUAUGCAUCUUGUCAUCAAAACACUAUAUGUCACCAUGCCAUCCCACCGCGUUAGGAAGGAGAGGCAGUGGGCUGAGAGGCAGAUAGGCAGACCCGAUGUAAUGUUAGUGCAGGCUGAGGAAUUGGUAAGGGUAAGGUGGAGAAAGAGUACGGAGCUUGUGUGAGUGUAGCUGGUGAUGCUUUACAAGGAAGUGAUUGACUGUUUGAUUAAUUGAUUGAUUUAAGACGCCGCAACAAAGAGAUCACGGAGAGGAACCAGUGGAGAAGAUUCAGGGGACCACCUCCUGGCAUUAGAAAAACUGCAGAGGGACAAAUCGAGGGAGACAGAGUGUAUGUAUAUGGUGUUGUGGUGAGUGGUGCAUGGCCUCGCUGGCGUCACUCAAUGUGGUGUGUGGGUGAAACUGCCUCUGUCUCGAGUUGAAGAGAUCAUGCUAGACUCACGUGCAAGAUGUAUUUAUCAUGUACUUCACUACUACUACGACCACUACUGCUGCUACUACUACUACUACUACCCAUAGACAAGUAUAUCAACCAUUUCCUUUCACUCUCAAUAUCACACUCCGUCACUACCACCACUACCAUCACCACUGACACCCAUUCCUCUCUCUCCUCUUCUGUUAUUUCACCAUCACCACCACUACAACCACCUUCAUCACCACCAUCACUAUUACCAUAUACAAUUCUCACCACUCUUCACCACCACGGCCAUUAUCUUCCUCCUCCACCCCCAUCACACCACUCAGACACGCCUAUUACUUCCAUCUCCACCUCCACCGGCGCCCCAUCCUAUCCUGACCUUAACCUACAUACAACUACUACAGUGUGUGUGUGUGUGUGUGUGUGUGUGUGAACAUUUUGGAAGGAUUUAUAGGUGUUUUCUUUUAUUUAUUUUGCUAUUGCUAUUAUUAUUAUUAUUAUUAUUAUUAUUAUUAUUAUUAUUAUUAUUAUUAUCAUUACUAUUAUUUUUAUCUUUUGUUGCCUGUAUACUCCUCCUUCUCCUCCUCCUCCUCUUCCUACUACUACUACUACUACUACUUUUGUCGUUAUAUUUAAUGUGGAA